AAGAGGUUUUUGCAAGAGAGAACCUCGAAGAAGCAACGACCAAAUUUUCUACAGCAAAUUUAUAGCAACUUCAACCUACAACGGCUCUCUGUGGGUUUUCUGCAGUGUAAAUAAGGCAAGCUCUGCUGAGAUGGGUUCCAACCUACAACGGCUCUCUGUGGGUCUUCUGCAAUGUAAAUAAGGCAAGCUCUGCUGAGAUGGGUUCUCUUUAAAAUUUCCACUAGGCCUCUUAACACAACACAUUGCAUGAAUGUUAAUUUUACACUCAGGAAUUGCAUCAAUUAAAACCAGGCUCUAGUAGCUUUUGGGUUUCUUGCUUGACUCAUCCACUCCCCUUCUCCGCCCUACAGCUUGGGAACCGCCAUGGGAAGACUUAGCCAAGUUAGACCUCUCUUUUUCACGGGGGUACAAUUUCGGAAGGCUGAUUUAAGUGGCCGACACGGACGCGUUGGGCAGCGGUGAAACCCUGGGAGGAGCAGAUCUGAAAAGGGUUACAAGACAAGCAAUUGUUUUGGCUUGCUAGUUGAAAGCUCAAUUGUGGAAGUUGAUCUCUCCAAGUCCGAGUCCUAGAAUGGUGAGACCAAUUGCAUAAAUUCUCUCAUCUCAGAAAUUCAAGCUCUCAACAUUUUCUUCUCAUUGCAAAUUAUUACUAGUGAUAUAGAUACAAUUUCAUGCAACCCGCACGAUGCUUUGAGCUCCCAGUUACAGGCAUUGCAAAGUUUUUCAAUGGAAAUUGUUCGAAGGUGGGAAUUUAUGUGAAAGGGAGGAGGAUGGGCAGAAACAAGCAGGCUAUGAUGAGAAAUUUCAUAACAGCUAUACAGGCUGCAAAAGUAUAAGCUCCAUGGAGAACCUAUUGCAUUGCUCAAUUUCGGAGGACGAAACGAUGGAAUGCAAUUGCAGCAAUGUAGUAUCGAUGAAGAAACGAGGAAUUUGAAAUAUGUGGUUGCCUCAAAGCAAUUUUAAAUCAUAUGUAGGACUCACGCAAGAAACCCAAAAGCUACCAAAGUCCCAUUUCUAAUAGAUGUCAUGAAACUCAUAAGGAAAAUCCUGAACCAUUUGAGAUUUAGGUAUAAAAGCAUCAUCAAUGCAAUGUCUAAUGUUCAACAGGUCUCAUUCCUUGGGAAUUUUUAAAGAGAACCCAUCUGCAACAGAGCUUGCCUUAUCUGGUAUCGAACAAGGCCCACCUUCAAGAGAACUGAUUUGUGAGAAUGCAUCACAAUUUAGAGGCCCUUGCAGUGGUUUGGGCUUACCUGUAGAAAGCUCAAUUGUGGAAAUUGAUAUCUCCCAACUCCAAGUACAAGAAUGGCGAGGCCAAUUGUAUGAAUUCCCCAUCUUAGUAGUUCAAGCUCUGAACCUUUUCUCUUCGUUGGUGACGGAUAAAGAGUCUUGCUGCUUCCACUCGUUCCUCAAUUCUUUAAAUGAGACAGAACAUAUAAUAUCUCUCUGCGUUGUGGGUGAGUGACAUUAUGAAUUCUUUUAACGGUUUCUGAUAUUUAUUGCAAGGUUGUCUAUCUGACAAUUUGUGUAAGCCUUUGCAUUGCUAUACUUCUGCACACAAUUUUGUUUGAUAUUAAUUGAGAGUAUUUUGACGCUGUAGUCUGUGCCUUUAAGAAAAGUUGUAAGGUCAAUGUUGAGUGUUGAUUUUCGCUAGUUUCUGAUCUAGUUGAGCUUUGCUGAUUAUUUUUGUGAUCUAGUUGAGUUUUGCUAAUUAUUUUUGUUAUCUAGUUGAGUUUCAAAGAAAUCUGAGGAUGUGGUUUAUCAAGGAACCUAAAUUUAUUCCUCCUUUUCUCUUCUAUAGAUGUAUAAGUUUCAAUAUCUGUUCCAUUCUCCUCACAUAAGAAUGAAUAGGAAAAACCAAGACCUGUUUAGGUAUCAUACAUGGGUGCUCACAGGUCAUUGAAGCUAAUCCAUUACUCAUCCUUUCUAUAUAGUACGGUGACUAUAUAGUAGAAUUGAGCAGCUCGUGGGGCAGAGCAGGUAUGUGAAGAGAAACUUCAUAGACAAUCAAAUAAUUCAUAAAUUCUAAUGAAUAGUUUUUAAAGAUUGUUGUCGUUUGCUUUCAUUUUGAGCUCUACAUGUGAUGUCUUAUACAUUCCCUUUGCCACACUCAUAUAUAACUUCUGUCUUUAAUGGAAUACUCUCCAUAUACUUUUGUAACAUUGAAAAUGGAAGACCCCGCAACUUUGGUAGCUUAAUCUAGUGCACAAUGUUCCAAAACUUUUUCAAGGCUUUGUUCAUCUCUGUUAUAUAUAUAUCGUAAAAUUGCAACAUCCAUAAUGUCUCCAUACUCCUGGAAUAGUCAACAUCUUAAUUGCAUUCGUCGUUGCUUUAUUUCAUUUGCACUAGAACCUUCUCAUGAACUGUUGUCUUGUUUGGAACGCUCCUUUGCUUAAUCCUUGGUCCUAAAACAACAUGAAAUAGUGUCAGUCUGUUUCUUCUCUCUCCAGCCAAAUAGCUCAACUGAUAUUCUAAUGACUGGAUGAUCACUUGUUUAUCCAUGAAUUUUUUGACCUUUAGUGUAGUGUCAAAAAUAUAUUAAUUGAGAAAUCCUAUUGAGAACAACAUACAUAGAGUAAAAUCCAUACAGUGACCUGGACAUGAUUCAGGUGAGCAUGAUAUUUUAUUUGAUAGCCAUGAUAGAUGUCCCUGGGGUGCACCGAGAAGAGGGUCUAUUUGAAAAUUAUUAUAGAGAACGAAGAAACUUCAAAAUCUAAUAAAUUAUUUAAACUUUGGGCUAAGAUAGAUAGCCAACUGUAUGGUGGAGAGGUAAGUAUAGCAAAUUUGGAUCAGUGAGUGUCCCGAAUGGAAGUUUAUUUUGAUUUAGAAAUUUUUUCUUUUUUUGAUAUUAAAACUUGUUGGGCAUGCUCUUAAUUGGUAUGAAAGCUAUGCUCUUUAUUUUUUAGAUUCAUUAAGUAGAAAUGGUGUCCGAGUCAUACGAAUUCAAUUCAUUGUUGAGGAAGCGAUUCCACCCCAUUUUCCAUAAAUAAGAGAGAGUGAUGAAAUGACAUCAUUGUAAUCAAGAAUGAAAGAAUCCUUACUGAUUUCUACCAGACAUUUUCAAGUUAUUUGCCAAUAUCUUUACAAACAAUUUACAUGAAGCCUAAAACCCAUUCAUCCAAUAUUUUUGGAAACAGAAUAAUUGUUGGAAGUGAAGUCCAACGGACUCCUUCCUUUUGCCGCCAAAACUCUUGGCUAUUCAUAUUCUCUUUGCAAGCUCUUUAAGAGCUGAUUGUAAUUCAUUUGUAGAGGUUAAUUUUCUGGAGCUGAUUGCAGUUGUAUAUAUGUAAACUAGAUUGGUGAUUAAUAGAUUGAUUCCCCUGCUUCAAGUGUGGAUGUAGGCAAUUGCCGAACCACGAUAAAUCUGUGUGUUCUCAUUGUCUGUGUUGUGUGUUUUUAAUUCUGUUUAUUUGCUGUUUUAAUUCGUUUCUUCAUCCUAACAAUUGGUAUCAGAGUGAGGUUAGAUCGCUGUUUAGAUUUUGGUGUUUGAAUUCCAAAAUCAUGGAAGAAUCGAAGAGAGAGAAGUUCUCCGGUCAGAGCUUCAGGUUAUGGAAGGUGCAGAUGGAGUCUUUGCUGAUAAAGCAAGACCUUUCACUUGCGCUUGAAGGGAAAGCAAAGAAACUAGCUGGGAUGGCUGAUGAAGAAUGGGAAAAAUUGGACAAGAAGGCGAUAGCGACAAUUUUUCUCUCGCUGUCCAAUAAUGUUCUCUUUAAUGUCACGGGUAAUGCAACAACAAAAGAUGUAUGGGAUAGACUCACAGCCAUGUAUGAAAUGACAUCGACUGCAAAUAAAGUUUUUAUUAUGAAGCGCUUGUACAAACUGUAAAUGAAGGAAGGUUGUGCUAUGGCAAACCACAUCAAUGAAUUCGAUACAUUGAUUAGUCAAGCGACUUCGGUGGGGAUGACACAAGAUGAUGAAAGCAAGGCUGUUCUAUGAUUAUGUUCUUUGCCAAGCAACUGGGAUGGCGUUGUAACAGAAGUUAGCACAUCUAUAUCUGGUAAAAAUAAGUUGGUUUUUAAUGAUGUAGCAGCUACUCUUCUUAGCGAGGAUUUGAGAAGAAAGAUUGAUGAACCUUCAUCCGGUGAAGUCUUAACGGUGGUCAGCAAUGAAAAUAGAGGUAGAAGUCAUAAUAGAGGCAGAAAUAAUUACCAUAGACGUUCGAAAUCAGCAAAGAGAUCGAAGUCUAGAAACAGAAAUGGUGAAUGUUGGUUUUGUGGCAAAGCUGGUCAUGUGAAGAAAGAUUGUAGAAAUUUCAAAAGGGCACAAGAGAGGGUGCGAGACAGCGAAGCAAAUACAGUUUAUGAUAAAGAUGAUAGUGUAUUAAUCCUUUCAACAACCGACACUAUUUCAGAUUCAUGGGUUCUUGAUUCCGGUGCCUCCUAUCAUGCUACCUCAUGUCUUGAAGCAUUCAUUAACUACCAUGAAGGUCAUUUUGGCAAUGUUUUCUUAGGAGAUAACAAAGCUUGUGAAAUUACAGUCAAAGGGGAUGUAUUGCUGCCAUUAGAAGGUGGUAAAACAUGGCUGCUCAAAGAUGUUCACCAUGUCCCAAAAUUGAAGCGGAAUUUGAUAUUCGUUGGACAGCUCUUUGACCAAGGUCUAAAUGUAAAUUUUCUCCCAGAUACAUGGAAGGUAACUCAUGGUACCAUGCUGAUUGCAAAUGGUAAUAAAGUGGGAAGUCUAUACAUAUUUAAGACUCAUGGUGAAGUGGGAGCUGCAAUGGUGAUUGAGGACAGCAAAGCGGAUCUUUGGCAUCAAAGACUUGGCCAUAUUAACAAGAAAGGACUCCAUGUUAUGCAUACAAGAAAUCAGCUACCGGGCCUCAAACUUGUGGACUUAGCCUUUUGUGAACAUUGCCUUUAUGGCAAACAAAAGAGAGUCAGUUUUUUGAAAGGUGGGCAUGACACAAAGACAACACCGCUGGAGCUUGUAUACUCGGAUGUUUUUGGGCCUACCGAGGUAACCUCCAUUGGAGGAGCUAACUAUUUUGUAACUUUUCUUGAUGAUUGUACAAGAAAAGUAUGGAUUUAUAUGCUUUCUAGGAAAUCUGAAGUACUUUCAAAAUUUAAAAUUUUCAAGGCUUUAGUUGAAAAUCAGAUUGGGCAUAAGAUUAAAUGCUUACAAACCGAUAACGGUGGGGAAUUUUGUUCACAUGAAUUUGAUGAUUUUUGUGCUGAUAAUGGGAUUAGAAGAAUCAAGGUUGUUCCUUUCACUCCUCAAGAAAACGGUGCAACCGAGAGGAUAAAUAGAACAAUUCUUGAAAAGGCACGAUGUAUGUUGUCUAAUGCAGGUUUAGGCAAGAAAUUUUGGGCAGAAGCGUGUAACACAGCAGUGUAUUUAAUCAACUGAAGUCCAUCAUCUAAAUUGGAUUUUGGUAUUUCGGAAGAGGAAUGGCAAGGGAAGAGGAUUUCAUACUCGCAUCUUCAUGUGUUUGGAUGCGAAGCCUUCUCGCAUAUACCCAAGGAAAAGUGAACGAAAUUGGAUCCAAAGUCGCUGAAAUGUAUUUUUGUGGGGUAUGGAGAAGAGCAAUUUGGUUUCAAAUUGUGGGAUCCAGUUCACAAAAAGAUUGUUCGCAGCAGGGAUGUAGUUCUCCAUGAAACCUUCUUUCCUGCACUACAAGAUUUAAAUAAAUUAGAGACAGAAUAUGUCCCUAUGUCUUUGUUUCAGAAUUUGACUACUAGCGCUCUGCCUUCGGUCUCUCAUUCAGUGGGAGCUCCUAUGACGUCUACCUCUGUUGAAUAUAAUUCUCAGACUGAGAAUGAAGGAGUGUUGAAAAAGUUUGGUCUUCAUUUAAUUCAGAAUUUGGGGGUCUGCAAAACAGAGCACAUCCUCUUCAAACUAACACUCAUAUGGAAGAACAUCCAUACGGUGAGCACUUUGGCUCACAUCAUCACCAAAUUGUUGGACAUUCUCCACUGCAUCUUGCACACCUUGCUCCACACUCCCCACAUUCCUCACGGCAUGCUGCGGAGCUUUCUAAUGCAACACAUCCACCGCAGUCCCCACACCGCGCAGCUUCCUCCACUCCUCCGCAGGCCCCUUGUGGUCUUCCCCGUGAGUCUCUCGCAGUCUCCUCACCUCUCCCGCGGGCUCCCUACAGUCCACUCCACGGGGUCCCUGCAGGCUCCACCUCUGCAGUCCCACCGUGGAGUCACCCUCCAGCGCAGACUGUGGAGGAUGCCAUCACGACUCCCCACUCUCUGCACUCCCGACAACCCCAGGCCGUGGACAAUUCUGUCGUGACACCCAGCUCCUUGCACACAUGCAGAACGCAAGUAGUGCAAAAUAUUGCUGCGGGUUCCUCCUCCCAUGACGUGCCUGCAUUAAACAAGGAUAAAAAUCCACAGGAUUUCGCAUACCCUGCAGAUAGGAAAACAAACAGGAAUAUUAGCAGACAAAUUAACAGUGGGAGUGAUGUUAAUUUACAUAAACAAGGAUUACAAAAAUUGAAUGACUCUACUACUGAAACAAAGAGUCAAUUGAGGAAAUCAACCAGACAGAGGCGACCUCCUACAAAGUUCUUCGAUUAUGAUUUACUGUUUUGUGAAGAGGCUGAACCUUCUUUGCUCAUCUCUGAUCAAACAGAGCCUGCAACAUACAAAGAAGCUUGUAAAAUUGCAGACCGUGAUAACUGGCACGCUGCAAUGUGCGAAGAAAUGGACGCACUAGUGAGAAAUCAGACAUGGGAUUUGGUGCCACUUCUGCCUGACAGGAAGGCAUUAAGAAAUAAAUGGGUGUAUAGACUAAAAGAUGAAGCCGAUGGUCACAAAAGAUUUUGAGCAAGACUGGUUGUAAAGGGAUAUGCUCAGUAGCAAGACCUCGACUUCAAAGAAAUUUUCUCGGCAGUAGUUAAAAUGACUACCAUCCGAGCAGUAUUGGGCUUAGUUGCAGCCUGGGAUCUUGAACUUGAACAGCUGGAUGUGAAGACGACAUUUCUCCAUGGCGAUCUUGAUGAGGAACUAUUUAUGCAUCAGCCGGAAGGGUUCAUUAAAAAGGGGCAGGAACAUCUUUAUUGCAGAUUGAAACGCAGUUUGUAUGGGCUUAAGCAAGCCCCCUGACAGUGGUAUCUUAAAUUUGACAAAUUCAUGAUUGAUCACAAGUUUACUCGCAGCGAGUCUGAUCCUUGUAUCUAUUACAAGAAGCUUCCUAAUGGCGAAUUUGUCAUUCUUCUCCUUUAUGUGGAUGAUAUGCUAGUGGCCGACACAAGCAUGAGGAUUGUGAGUGAACUUAAAACUCACUUAGCAAAGGAAUUGGCCAUGAAAGAUUUUAGGGGCAGCAAAGAAGAUCCUAGGAAUGACUAUUUUUCGGGAUAGGAAAAAGAAAGAACUCAAACUAUCUCGCAAGACUACAUUAAAAAAGUCUUGGACAAAUUUGGUAUGGCGGAUGUUAAGUCUAUUUGUGUACCCUUAGCCUCUCAUUUUCAGUUGUCUUCUCAAUUGUGUCCAAAAACACAAGAAGAUAAGGAGUUUAUGGAUAAAAUUCCAUACAAAUCUGCAGUUGGAAGUCUCAUGUAUGCUAUGGUGUCUACUCGAUCGGACAUUGCUCAUGCCGUGGGAUUGGUGAGCAGAUUUAUGGCUAAUCCGGGAAAAUCACAUUGGGAGGUGGUUAAGUAUAUCUUGCGGUAUCUCAAAGGUACUUCUGAUUUUUGUUUAUGGUUUGGAAAGCACAAGGCAGUUUUGCAAGGGUUUACCGAUUCUGAUUUUGCCGGUGACUUAGACAAAAGAAAGUCUACGUCAGGUUAUGCUUUCACAUUUGCCGGGGCAGUGAUUAGUUGGACCUCAAAAUUGCAAAAUAUAGUUGCUCAAUCAACCGCGGAGGCUGAAUACAUAGCUCUUUCUGAGGGAGCAAAAGAGAUGGUAUGGUUGCAACUCUUGUUCAGCGAGUUGGUGUUGAAGCAAUCAGAUUUGUUUUGUGAUAACAACAGUGCCAUUUUUGUGACUAAACAUCAGAUAUCUCAGCCGCGGUCAAAACAUGUUGAUGUUCGCAGUCAUUAUGUUUGCCAUAUGGUUGAAGAAGGCAAGUUUCAUGUAGAUAAAAUUCAUACCGACAUGAAUCCAGUUGAUGUGCUCACUAAAGUAGUUAAGUGGGAGAAGUUCGAUUUCUGCCGAGCUUCUCUUGGCUUUUCCAAUAACUGAUAGCAGGACUGAGUGGGGGAAUCUACUUGUUGCAGUAGUUCGUUGGCCUUCAAUGGGAGAUUGUUGGAAGUGAAGUCCAACGGACUCCUUCCUUUUGCCGCCAAAACUCUUGGCUAUUCAUAUUCUCUUUGCAAGCUCUUUAAGAGCUGAUUGUAAUUCAUUUGUAGAGGUUAAUUUUCUGGAGCUGAUUGCAGUUGUGGAUAUGUAAACCAGAUUGGUGAUUAAUAGAUUGAUUCCCCUGCUUCAAGUGUGGAUGUAGGCAAUUGCCGAACCACGAUAAAUCUGUGUGUUCUCAUUGUAUGUGUUGUGUUUUUUUAAUUCUGUUUAUCUGUUGUUUUAAUUCGUUUCUUCAUCCUAACAAUAAUAACAUUGUAUGCUGGAAAUUAAUUAAUCAGGAGCAAUAUGAACUGAAAUCUGAUUAAUAGCUAUCUCUGACCUUACACAGUUGUCACCAGUAAGUUUACAACGAUUGGGUAUUGGCAUUGGAAGUCGCCAAUCCAGACUAUACACCCAAGUCAGGAACUCAGUUCAAACUGAAGAUGCGGAUAAGAUGCUGAUGCACUCCACCCGUUAGCCCUGCUGCAGGUCACACCAAGUGAGGAGUAACCAGCACAAAUAAUGAAAGAAUCCCGUCUCUCCGUUCAGUUCCAUUGAUACACCUUGCAGCCAAACCACAUGAAGAAGUAUAUAAACAGCUCCUGAAAAUUGCUAACAUGAUUCCGGUUCACAACAAACUCCAGAACAUCAAACAGUAAUCAAUCAAGGAAUUAACGGCUUCAAGAGAACCCAUGAACAGAUGAAAUUGUGAGUGCUUCAGCACACUUAUGGAUAGCCAAUAAUGUUAAGACUCCUUGGUCACGCUAUGCAAAAUCAUGACCUUUGAUGCCAAAUAUUGAGAAUGAUAUUCUGUGCAAUUCAAUUGCAAUAUUAAUCAAAUAACCAGACAUGAAUCCGAUUUGCCAACCUUUGUUUAGUUUCGGCCCCAAAUAACUAUCCACGGCUAUUUCAAAACUCAUUAUUUCCAAGCCUUUCUCUUGACAUAGGAAUAAUAGUAUCGUCGUCGAACACUUAAAUCAUUUGUUAAUAUUUGGAGAGCCCGAUUUAAUAACCUCUCGGUAGGAAAGUCAAAUAAAAUAUUUACAUCCAAUCUCCUGCAAAGCUUCAUGGCUAGACUCGGCAAAGAUAAAUUGUUCAACUUUUAUAUCGACUCAUUUAUUUAUUUAGCAGAUAACACAAUGAAUCUCACAUAAAAAAUAUAUCAUUAUACUCAGAAUAAAGUAAUCUUUGUUUUCCCUCAAAUCGGAUGUCAAAUACCUCAUUUGGCAAAUAUCUUUAUAUUCUGCAAAUUUGUCUCCACUGGAGAUUUUACAAAUUUGGCUCAGCUGUGAAGUCCAUCACUAAUCCACUCUCGGAAAGAGUCAGGUUUUCGUCCAACCCUUUUGUCAACUUCUGAAGGUUUUCAUCUCUAGAAAUCAUAAAUCGUUUAUCAAAAUCCAAAAGCAUACCCUUAUAAAGCCCAGGACUUCCUUAUAAAGCCCUCUUGGAAACAUCUAGAAGAUUAGGCUGAGUGGAGAACUUUAUUUAAUAAACUGACCUUAUAAUAAUAUUUUAUUAUUUUAUUGUUAUUUAAUUAAAUUAAUCAGUAUAAAGUCAUCAUUUGAAUAUUUAAUUCUUCUUUUUGAUAACUUAAUAAAAAUCAAUUUAAUUAAUUGUCGCCUUAAAAAUUGGGGACAUUAUAAUCCUUCCGGCCCAAACAUUGCUUGUCCUCGAGCAAUUCUUUGCUGCAACUAGCAAUAUGAAAAACGCUACACCACUCUGCUGCCCUACACUGCUGCAACCAGCAGUGCUAAAGUCUGCAACUCCAUUAUCCUUGAGCAUUCCCACUAUUAAGCUGAUUAAUGGAUCCCAAAUCAUCACACUCUCACACCAACAAAAAAGGUGGAGGGAUAGAUGUUUUUUAUCAUGCCACCAACACCCAAUGUCCAUCUAAAACUGUAUGAAUUCUCAAGGGUGUGAACAAUGAUCAUCCUAAGUGCCAUAAUCAGUCAUGACAAUACACCAUAUGUUGCUGUUAUGAAUCAGGACAGCAUCUAUCCGACUGAGAACCUUACUCCAAGUGAAGCAAUAAGUACCUUCAAUGACAAAGGAUGAUGGGAGUUCAUCAAUAAGCCGAACCUCCAAUAGUAGAAAGAUGACACAAUCCUCUCCAACUCCUCCAAUCAGCUGCUGUCCCCAAAAGACAACUUGAAAUCUUUGUGGUUUCAUCAUGCGAUGUACCAAGGCCUAGCUGAAACUUAUCCACACCAAGUAAAUGCCACUCAUCAUGAAGAACAGCUCCAUACUCCAAUAAUGUAAAAAUAGAACAGCUCCAUACUCCAAUAAUGUAAAAAUAGAACAGUUCCAUACUCCAAUAAUGUAUCAUGAGGUAGAAGUGUAACUGUAGUUUUUCCAGGAGUAUCCACAUGCUUAAAUAAAGCUGAAUCACCAAUGACCCCAUCCAUGUACGCUCUUUCAUAGGCUGGUCCAAAAAAUGUAAGCUUUACCAUGUGAGCCUCUAGAAGAGAUAACUCCUCAAACUUUCCACGAAUGGCCAAGAGCCCAAUCAAAUCACUUUUGCCUCCCUCUACAUGUGUAGGUUUAACACUAGUGGCUGAUCUACCAAGUGUCCUUUCUUCCUCUAUGAUUUGAGCCUUCAAUGGGUUCUCCAAAGGAAGUAACUCCUGGUCCUCAUGAUGUAUACAAACAGAAAUUUUCGGACCAUACCUCUUUGACUUUCCAUGUCCACACAAAUAUGAAUGUUCUUCUUGCUUGCUCAACUCAAAAGGACCAUCCUCUGUAUGCUCCAUCUCCAUAUCUUCUGCCCUUGGAAGAAAUAGCGAUCGGAGAUAGGCUUCUCUGCGUUGUCUUGCUUGGGAACUCAACAACUUUAACUCACUAUCUCUUCGUAGCCAUCCAUCACACAUGCUUUUCGUCUUUUUUACAUCUUUCAUGCUAUAGUAUACAAACUCAGACCUCUUGUGGCUUGGAUCCAUAACAAAUGCCUCGUGUUUGACUCUCAAAUCUUGAGUGCUAACAUUGGAAGACUCCAUAACAUUUUAUCUUCACGUGUAAGGGCUGUUAACUCAUAAUUCUUCAUAGGUAAGGGACUGCUGUUCCAAAUCAGGAAAUCAGUCCUUUUCUCAUUCCUUUGUGUGAUGUCCUUAUAGAUCUUAGUCACCUCUCCUUUUAUGAGAGGAUGGUCAUCAACAAGUGCUGAUUCAAGAGAUGUCUCCAACUGAAAAUCAAAUUCACCACCUAUCACUGAUUCAAGAGAUGUCUCCAACUGAAAAUCAAAUUCACCACCUGUCACAACUCCUGUCUCAUGGCUGCAAGUUAUAUCUUCAUCUUCUCUUCUAAAAACUUCACAUUGGAGUACCACAAAUUCUUGAAGGGCCGUUUGUGUACUCUUCAAGGAAUCCAUAUUAACCAUAAGCUCACAGGUAAGCUUAUCAAUAUCAUCUUUUUUCCUCCUAAUGCAUCAAAAUAUAUCUCAUUAAGCUGGAGGAGAUGAUCUCUAUCCAAAAGUAGGUGUAAAUGAUUUAAUUUCAUCACAACCAAAGCUUCUUUGAGUACUUGUAAGGGUGCAAGAGAUAGUUCUCCUAAUAGGCCUUGGUGUCCCCCUUGAGCCUUCCAACAAUAAUCAGCCAGCAUCUUGAGUAUCAUCAAAUGAAGUUAGGGCUGCAAUAAUCAUGUCUUCGUUUACCCUCAAUUGACCUUCCAAGUGAUGUGACUCUUGAAGUAUAGCGUCUUCAAACAAAUGUUCUGAUUUGUCUUCAUUAUCUUGCCAUUCAAAAAAAACUUCCUUCAUAACAUCUUUCCCACAAAAUUCACGUUUUGAAGUUAGGCCAACAUCAUGCUCAAUCAAAGGAUUACCAUCAUAAUAGUGAGUAGAAACAUUUACCUCAUGCCCUUCUUCAACUGCUGAUACAAAAUCUGACUGUGAGCAAUCUAAAUUAGAUCUAUCAGCUUUGCACAGUCCUUUUUACUGAUUAUAAUUAUAUUUUGGAUUCAACUGUGUGAGAACUUUUGCAUCAAUGUUUUGGGUCACACUCUGUGAACCAUCAUCCACGGAGUGUGACCUGAAACAUUGAUGCAAAAGUUCUCACACAGUUGAAUCCAGAAACUAAUUAUAAUCAGCAAUCUAAAUUUUCAACUUUCACCUCAUACUUAUCAAUCCACUGUUGAGUGUCCUCAAUGCAAGGCUCGUGAGGUGACAAAGGACUACUGGUCAAACUCAGAAAAUUAGAAUCAUGUUCAUGUCCCUUCAAAGUGUCUUUGUUGUCCUUUAUGGCAUCUUCUUCCAAGGUAGGUUACUUCUUCAUAAGUGCUGGUCUAUGGGGUGUGUCCAGCUCAAAGUCACAUAUUCUCCUAGCUGCCUUAGUUGUCAUUAAACUGAUCCAUACCUGCACCUCUUUAGCUGUUAUGGUUUUUUGCCUCCAACCAACUCCUUGAUGAAGUAUCCAUGACAAACGAAACAUCAUCAAAUUGUAGGACCUUCUUGUUAGGCAAUUUCUGUGUCUCUACAAUCAUCUCUCUAAGACAAUAUGCCUCAUAUGAUCUUAACAAGUAUUCCUCCAAUGUCAUCAUGUAUACGAAGCAAGGGAAAUCAAUCUCACUAUGGGCUGUCAUACCUUGCUUGUAGCUGGAAUCUGAAAAUUGGGUUGAUUCUUGCUUGUCCAUAUCCUUAUAUGGCUGAAGUAAACUUGUGAACAUGGUUGCAUCCUCUGCAAGGCUUCCACAUGUUCGGCUAGGAGUUUAAACUUCUAGACAUUUGGACUGAAUUUUGUCUUUUCCAUGAUCAUUUGUAGGCUGCGAGUCACAAGCAAGUGAUUCCCCUUUCUUCUCCAUCCUUUCCUCAAUGGUGACUUCUGAGUUUUCUUCUUUCAAGAAUGGUACUACUGGCUUCCAUUCUUUACUCUGCUCAUUCAUUUCAAUUUCUCCAUCCAACUUGUCUUUAAGAUACUUUAAUUCAUCAUACUUAGAACCUAUGUCUUUUGUAAAAUCCUCAAGCCUUUCAACCUUUCCAUCUUCACAAGCAUCAACUCCCUCUUGACUAGACACAAUUUGACCUUCUUUUGACUUUGAUUGAGAUUCUGAUUCAGAAUUCAUUUCUUCUUUCCUUUUCUUUAUGUAGUACCUGGGAAAAGAUUCGGUGGCUUUGACAUCCUCAGCUUCAUCUGAGUAUUUAUCAAAAACUCAAAUAAUCUCCUCAUUCAGGGAUAUAAUAUUUCCCAUCAGACUUAGAUAUUCUUCAAAAAGUUAAAAGAUCCUUAUACUUUUGAAAACUUUUGUACCAUCUAGCGAUUUUUUAAGCUGCAAUUUCAUUGUCCUUUUCUUCCAUUCCUGUGAUCAAUCUAAGUACCCCAUAGUAAUUCUGGCUCCAAUACCACUGAAAUAAUCCUCACUGAUUUCUAUCAGACAUUUUCAAGGUAUUUCCCAACAAUUUUUACAAACAAUUUACAUGAAGCCUAAAAUCCAUUUGUUUAAUAUGUUUUGCAAACAGAAUAAUAACAGUCUAUGCUGGAAACUAAGUAAUCAGGAGCAAUAUGAACUGAAAUCAGAAUAAUAGCUGUCUCUGACCUUACACAGUUGUCACCAGUAAUUUCAUUAACUCGCUGCUGAUAUUUUACAACAAUUGGGUCUUGGCAUUAGAAGUCGGCAAUCCAGACUAUACACCUAACUCAGAAACUCAGCUCAAACUGAAGAUGCUGAUGCACUCCACCCUUUAGCUCUGCUACAGGUCGCACCAAGUGAGGAGUAACCAGCACAAACAAUGGAAGAAUUCCGUCUCUCCGUUCAUAUCCCUUGAUACACCGGGAUGGCCUAAACAGCACACACUAAGUGUUGACAGUGCUUAGGUGGCUGGUGGGCCCUCUUCAACCAUCCCAUUUGCCGUUCACAAGCUCCGUUUCCAUUGGCUUUCGAGCCUGUGUAAAUUUUAAAUUUUUUUGAAUGGUUUUAUCUUGCCGCCCAUAUUAUGUUCAUACGCGACAAACAACUUUCCAGACCGAACCGUUUUAUGCGUACUCCUGGCCUGUGCCAAAAAUGGCAGCUUUGGAACAGGGUAUGGGCGAUCCUCAGGAUAUGCUCUGCUAGACAUGUGUGCAAAAUUGGAAGAAAAGACAACGCAUCUGAACUGUUUGUGGGAUAUGCACAGAACCCUGGUCUCUUUGAAUGCUACGAUUGCAGGAUAUGCACAGAAUGCGUUUGUUGAAAAAGCUUCAGAAACCUUCAAGAGGAUCUAAUCGGCUGCAAUCUUUGCUAGCAUCCUCCCUGCCUGUGUCAAAAUGGGAGCUUUGGAACAGGGUUUGGUCAUCCACCACAGGUGAAAGGAUAUACGUAAAAAGGAUUUUUUCAAAAGGCUUCAGAAACUUUCAACCAAAUGCUAUCAACAGAUUUAGAGCCAGACUGCGCAACCUUAAUGGACAGAGGGCUUUUUUCAUAUGUAUAAAGCUUAAUGGAAGGUGGAUUUUUGUCAGAUAUUAUCGUUGGAAAUGCUCUAAUAGACAAAUAUGGAAACAUAAACGAGGCACAAUGCCAAAAAAAUGUGGCCUCAGAGAAUGCAAUGUUUGUCGGAUAUGCACAAAAUGAAUUUUUCAAGGAUGCUCUCUAAAUGUAUUUGAAUUAGUGAAGCAAUUUAGAACAUAUUCUGAAACUAAACUUCGUGUUAAAUGUGCCUGCAGCCAAGCAGGUUUAGAGAAUGUGGGUUAUACAUAUUUUAAUCACAUGGGUAACCUUUAUCACGUUACAUUUUCAA
Molecule: messenger RNA, 14925 nt
Organism: Cryptomeria japonica (Japanese cedar)
Lineage: Eukaryota; Viridiplantae; Streptophyta; Pinopsida; Cupressales; Cupressaceae
Exons: 2
Coding region: 5844-6773 (309 amino acids)
Source: RefSeq, a predicted model, not a curated record